AUGGGUUCAAGACCUGGCCGCUUUCACACCAAAGCGACAAGUUCGACUUUCAAGAGACAUCGUUACCAGCCCUUGGAGACAGAAAAGGACUUUGCAGACAUAAUUUUGGAAAGAAGGCGCAUUACUAGGAGUGUGUCAGACAAAUCUGGCAGUGAGGCCAAACAAUCUGAAGACAGUGAGCCUCUAGAGGUUGUCAAAAAGGCAGAAGCUCAACGAAAAACAGAUUUGAUUGUAGAAAAACUGAAAUCUGCACAUGAGAAAAAGAAAUAUUUAACAAACUUGGAAAAAGAUAGGCUCAGUGUUUUGAAGAGGAAGUCUGGAACUGAUUCUGGGAAUACAUCUGAUGAUGUUAAAAGUAAAGGAAAGACAACUCUGGCUGGACCAGAUAUGUCGUCUGCUUCUGAAAUGGAAGGAGCGUGCAGUGUUGGAAUAUCAGGUUCUGUGACAGACAGUGACAUGGACACAAUCAAAGUGGUGGUAUAUCAGGACAACCUACAGUCAUCAGCUUCAGACAGUGUUUUUAGUAGUCCGGUUAAAUCUGUGAAAUCUCUAGAUCUUCCUCAGGACAAAGACCACAAAGGUAGCACAAAAAGUCCAUUGAAAUAUGUAUCAGGUGUGACAAAUGUUGAAGAAAAGGUGGACAAAGACAAUGUCUCUGUGAAGACAAACUCCCCAAAACAUAAUAGUGCUAAGACAAUUCUGUCAAGACCGGAAUGUGUUUCUUCUGAAUCUGUGAUCUCAAACAGUGCUGAUGUAGAAGAGAAAGAUCAGGAUAAGUGUGCUAAAGACAUUAGGACUGAAUCUGCUCCACAGACAGACUCAAUUCAGUCAACAUCUGUGAAGGAACCAGUCAUUACCCAGUUUCUGCCCACUGCCCCAGACAGCUCAAGGGUGCACACAAGCAGUGAUAUGGAUGGUGUUGUACAUCGACCACCAACAAUGAACUCUAGCAGGGCUGUUGAGGUUGUAGCAACAGAACAGGAAAACUCUGUAAAGGAAAGUAUAUGUGGGUCAGAAUCGUCCAGUAUUGAAAAACCUGAGACAUUGGUCACAUCAGAAACAGGGUUGCACCCAGCCCCAGGUUCAGAUUCUACUCUGCAAGAGGAGGUUACACAAGAGGCAGAGGAGAGGCAACUGUCUCCUGAUACUGCCUCAGUCUCAAAUGAUACAGACAAUGGGCAUCUAGAAAUGAAUGAAAAUGUCCAUAUAGUGAUUGGAAAGGUCGAAGACAAAGGUCAAGCUCCGUCAGCCAUUACUGGUCAGACAUCACCAAAACCUGAAAAGGAUGAAGGACAAAGUGUCAGAAGUAAAAGGUUACUAAGGACAGGUGUAGCCAGCAAGAACAACAUUGAAACCAGCAUUGUCAAAAGUGCUGUAUCCAAUGGUAAGGAUGUGACCAGCCAAAGUGUAGCCAAGGAUGUACCCAAGGGUGUGAUAUGCAAGGCAAAGGAUGUGAUCAAAGAUGUAGCCUUGGGAAUGACUAGUGAGGUCAAAGAUAUGUCCAAGGACAAUGAUGUGAGUGAUGUAGUGGAGGAAGUAGCCACGGGUGUGAUCAGGGACAAGGACGGGAUGACAAAGGACAUACAUUUAACUAAAGAGACAGAUUUGACAAGCAGGGAUAAAGAUUUAAUUAAAGAGAAUGCUGUGACUAGCAAGGAAAAACAUUUAGCUGAAGACAAGGAUGUGACUAGCAAAGACAAAGAUCUGACUAAGGACAAGGAUGUGAAUAAGGACAAGGAUGUGACUAAGGAUGUCACUAGCAAAGAUGUGGGUGAGGAAGUAGGUAACAACGUGGCCAAGGAGGGUACUUUCAUCUUCAAGGACAGGAAUCUGACCAAGGUCAAGGGUAUGACAGCAGAAGAGGAUGUAAUGAGUGAACAUCAGGAUGUGACAAAUGAUAAGGGUGUCAUCAUCAAGGAUAUGACUGUUGAUGUUACAAAGGACAAGGAUGUUACCCUGUUAAAGGGUGUUAUCAGCAAGGACAAUGAGGCCAGCAAAGCAGAUGUGGCCAGUGAGGACAACAAAAGGUACAAGGAUGGUGAAGGUCAGGGCAUCCACAGGAAGACUCGGAGGAAGCUGCAGAGGGUGAGCGGUAGUGAUGAGCAGGUACCUCAGCCUGAGUGUGCUGGCACUGAGGACACCAGGAGAACCACCAGGGCGAAUCAGUUGAAGAGAGCCAACAUGAAGAGGCAGAUGAGUUUUGAUCAGGAGGAGGCUAAGACAGUAGAUGAGGAGGACCCUUCAACUGCAGAGAAGAAGACCAAGAAGGAAUCAAAAGAACUUGACAGUUUUAGGAAGGGACUGAAAGACGAAGAAACAAGAAUGAGUGGGAAAGUUGGGAUGGAGCAGGUUAAAGAAGCUGGAGUGGCAGAAGAAAGUGGGGACACUAUGAUGAAGGCAUCUCAAGAGGAAGUGAAUGCUGAAGAUGAUUCUGUUGUUAUGAACAAACAGGUUGAGGAAACUGCUAAAGGAAAAGUUGAACAAGGAGAAAUUUCAUCUGACGUUGGACAUAAUGUUGAGCAAAUGGACCAAAAUGAAGAAUCUGUGACUUUGAAAGAGGUGUCGGUUGUCAGUCAGGAGAGUGUACAGGAAGAAGUUGACACAAGAGAUCGGUGUGAAAAGACCCAAGAUACUGACCAGAUGUCUGAUUCUGAUGAAGAUUCUGAUGAUGGAAGCAAGAGGAAACGUGUUGAGUCCCAAAAUUCAUUUGGUUUUACCGUCAGCAAUACUGAGACCACCAUCUCCACAGAAGGUCCUGGUCUCCUGGAUGCCUUGAGUCUGAUCCCAGAACUGCAGGAACUGGAUGAGGACACAUUUGCUGAGGACGUGAAGGAGCCCAAGUCCAUCAUGACAGGGCCUGGUUCACAGACUCCUGAAAGAGUCGCCUCCCUGAAAUUGUUGCUUACUACGCGAGGGAAGUUUUCCUCCAUUAGUGCCUUACUACAAGUGAGUUCUCUUUGGCGUCUGUAUCCACCGCCAACACCUCCACCAUCGCCAAUGAACUUUCUGCGUAUUCGGGAUCCUGUUUCACCGCUACCUCCAUCCCCAACAGGGCUUCUGGACGACCCCCUCCCUGUUAAAAUAGGAAAAUCAAAAGAAAGACUUUAA
Messenger RNA from Haliotis rubra (blacklip abalone), 3108 nucleotides. RefSeq lists its product as uncharacterized. The record is from RefSeq and is a predicted model, not a curated record. The transcript has a single exon. Lineage: Eukaryota; Metazoa; Mollusca; Gastropoda; Lepetellida; Haliotidae. The coding region runs from base 1 to 3108 and encodes 1035 amino acids.